Molecule: messenger RNA, 561 nt
Organism: Penicillium brasilianum
Lineage: Eukaryota; Fungi; Ascomycota; Eurotiomycetes; Eurotiales; Aspergillaceae
Source: the annotation of a GenBank genome assembly
AUGAAUCGCCUCACCGAUGUCAUCAGGGCCGACCAUCGCGAGUUACAGGCCUCCUAUGAUUGCCUAGUCAGUAGCGAUGACCCCGACGAGCAGACUCGAUUCCAGAAUCAGUUGACGUGGGGUCUCGCCAGGCAUAUCGUGGGUGAGGAGCUCGUCCUCUUCCCCGCGCUUGACAAAUAUUUGGGGGCCGGGGAAGCGACCCAGGAUCGACGCCAGAAUCAGAUUAUCAAAGAAAAACUUCAGGUCUUCCAAGAUCUCAAGGCUUCCGACCCUCGAUUCAUUCCCACGCUAACGAUACUGAUGGACGAUCUGGCUUCCCAUGCCGAAGCCGAAGAAGACAAAGACCUCGUCAAGUUGGAAGGCGCCAUCACGGCCGAAGAGAGCAGGCGACUCGCCAAGUCAUUUGAACGUACGAAAUGGUUCGCGCCGACUCGGGCCCAUCCCGACCUUCCGGAUUCUCCACACCGAACGAUCGUAGAAUUGACGACCGCUCCGGUGGAUUACUUGCAGGAUUUGUUUCGUAAAUGGCCGGACCCUGAAGAUCUUCCGCACCUGGAUUAG